Drosophila erecta is the source of this 2083-nucleotide messenger RNA. RefSeq lists its product as uncharacterized. The record is from RefSeq and is a predicted model, not a curated record. Bases 179 to 1345 code for a protein of 388 amino acids. The transcript has 5 exons. Gene Ontology annotation, cellular component: cytoplasmic microtubule. Lineage: Eukaryota; Metazoa; Arthropoda; Insecta; Diptera; Drosophilidae.
CCGAUACUCAAUGUUAUCGAGCAUCGAUGAGCAGGUACAAUCACAAGCAGCUGGUUCAAAAUUGUCAUUUGAACCUGCCCCUUACUUUACACAUAACGACGCAGUUUCCACUCGCCGUAGUCGAAAUCACAUAUCUGGAGUUCCAGACGCCUAGUUAUAGUCCGGGAGUAGGUGGAACAUGUCGAAUACUUCAGUUCGCCCGAUUCCAACGCUAAAGGGCAUCUUUUCGGUGCCGCGCGUCACACAGUCCAGAAACUUCCUGAAGGAAAACAAGGUGAGCUUGCGCUCGCUGGAGAAGUCCACCAGCCAGAAGUUGGCUGCUAAAGAGCCAGUACGCCCGAAAUGGAUGCCUUCGCUGCGACGCACUUCCUCCGAGAUGGGGGAGUCGAAGAUGGAGAAACCGGCAGCUAGGGGAAAGCCCGAAAAACAGAACUCGUUCCAGAAUGCCUGCAGCACCUCUCGCUCGCAGCAGCAACUGGCCGUGGCAGUUCCGGCGGAAGGCGAGCGCUUCGAUGGUCUGGAGGAGCGCAAUCCCAUCUUAUAUGAGCCGUCGGAGGAUUUUGAAUCCCAUAAUCUCUUAGAGUCUUCUUCGGAUCCAACCUUAGAACGCUGUCAAUCGUGUGGCACAAAUCGGAGCUCCACCAGCAUAGCCAUUCAAACUGAGGACAUUACUGACGAGCUCUAUCUAACAAAUGCUCUUAAAAAAUGCAACUUUGAUGCUAGAUCUAUAAUGGAGGAACCCGGUACAAACUACAGGGAAAACUACAAGCCAAUGCGAUAUGAAAACGAGGAAGAAUUGGAACAGCUGCCACUUUCAGCGCGAUCGAACUCUUCGAAGCAGAGUCGAUUCCAUAUGUCCGAAGCGGAGGCAAUGCCCAUGACCGAGGUCGAGCCUACAAACUACGGCGCUUCGGACGACGAGGCACCACUUAGUGCUCGUAGUCGCUUCACAACGGCCUCCAAUGUCACCACCAUCACCUCUAAGUCAAAGCGUCGAGAGCAUAAACUGGGAUCCCGAGAUGAGGUGCGCUUGCCGCGUUACCUGGAAAAGCAGAAGCGCGAAAAGGAAGUGGCUAAGCAGCUUGCGGAAUCGCUGGAUCCCGACUGUCCCCGUGGCCAUGUAUUGCUCAGCGAUCAGGACCGACUGACGCACCUCACCAAUGCUAAAAAACGCUACGAGCAGCUUGUCAAUGAACUGAACCACAUGCCCAUGACCGCGCAGACGUUGAGGGUGCGCAACCGCAAGGCGGAGAUCGACAAGGAGCUGACCAUAGUGGAGGAGGACAUCCGCAUAUACUCCAAGGCAAAGGUCUUCGUGCUGGCCAACAAGUCGCGCCAAUUGUGAAAACUCGUGUAGCUCCCAAAAACCUUGAAGCAUUCCAUCGACUGAGCUACUGGAAACUUGGAUUUCCAAAACACGCGUGUUCCUUUCAACUAUGCCUUACGUUGAUUAUAUAUUUUUUAGCUGAGAUUUGGAUCGUAGACCUAACCCAAUAGCAUUCUGACAACAUAACGAGCGAUCCGAUCAACCAGCAACUAGAGAUACUUAUUAAAAACCGCUCAUCCAACUUACCUCCAUACUCUCGUCCACCUGGUUGUUGUUCGUGUCCUCGGUUUCCCUCGGUCGUUGCCGCAACUCCCCAUCAUCAUAAUGAUGCAACGUUUCUUUUUGGCUCGACUUUGAUUUUCGAGAGUCCUUUGGAUCGAUUUUGUACUCCCUCAUCAAGUACAUGGCCGCAUCCGAAUGUGGCGGCGCCUUCAGGAAGCGAGCUGUCAUGUCCCCGUUGUUGAGACCUUUGAGUGUGUUUAUGCCUCCCGGAUGCUUGCGCAUAAACUUGGACAAGUCGUAAUACUGCUGGCGAUACUUCACUAUGAACUUGUCUGCCGACUCCGCUUCCUUUGGCAUAUCCAUCUCGAUGGGCAUCAAUUUGACAACUGCAAUGCGAAAAACAAUCGGAUAAGACUUUGUUGUUCCUUUACGAGCAUAUUACAUCCACUGAUUAUUUUUAUUAAUUACUUUGCGUGCACAGCAGCAGCAUGAUGUCAUAUUGUACCAGACACGGUCAAUUAAAUAUAUAAUGCA